Lepus europaeus (European hare) is the source of this 7049-nucleotide messenger RNA. RefSeq names its product ATPase plasma membrane Ca2+ transporting 2 (gene ATP2B2). The transcript has 23 exons. The coding region runs from base 548 to 4276 and encodes 1242 amino acids. NCBI's taxonomy places the organism in Eukaryota, Metazoa, Chordata, Mammalia, Lagomorpha, Leporidae. The record is from RefSeq and is a predicted model, not a curated record. Gene Ontology annotation, cellular component: intracellular membrane-bounded organelle; postsynaptic density membrane. Gene Ontology annotation, biological process: calcium ion transmembrane transport; regulation of cytosolic calcium ion concentration. Gene Ontology annotation, molecular function: ATP hydrolysis activity; P-type calcium transporter activity; PDZ domain binding.
CCCUGUGAAGUGGGAGGACAGCAUUCGCCGGGCGCCGGGCGGCCACGAGCCCAUUGCUCAGAAGCCGGCACUAAGGACGCCACGCUACAGAGGAGGAGCCAGGGGCAAGGCGCUGACCCCAGGCUGUAGCGUAUGCGAGAGGCCGUGCAGGGAGAGGGCAGGGCCGGCCCACACCGCGCCCACCUGUCUCCAGGUCCACCAUUCCCCCGGCUGCUGGAGGAAGGAGAGUCGGGAGCCGCCACCCCUGACCAUGUAGAUGCCAGCUCUGGGGAGCAGCAUGGGCCCCACUGAAUGGAGACUCCUGGGUCUGCAGCCCUGAACCCCUCCGGCCCCCGGACCUCACCCCGCGCCCAGGAACAGCCCUCGGAGCUCCCGCCGCUGUCUCCAGCCCGCCUCGGUACCCCCGCCCCCCAGGCCCCGGAGUCGCCCGCCCGGAGCCUCUGCCGGCCAGUGAGGUUGUGUGGAGGACAGUCACGCACCGCCAUCGCCCGCACCUUCUUGUCCAGUGCUGACCCUCGGGCCCGCCCGAGAAGGGACUUUGGCAAACAUGGGUGACAUGACCAACAGCGACUUUUACUCCAAAAACCAAAGAAACGAGUCGAGCCAUGGGGGCGAGUUCGGGUGCACGAUGGAGGAACUCCGCUCCCUCAUGGAGCUGCGCGGCGCCGAAGCCGUGGUCAAGAUCAAAGAGACGUACGGGGACACGGAAGCCGUCUGCCGCCGCCUCAAAACCUCCCCUGUUGAAGGUUUGCCGGGCACCGCUCCGGACCUGGAAAAGAGGAAGCAGAUUUUUGGGCAAAACUUUAUACCUCCAAAGAAGCCAAAAACCUUCCUGCAGCUCGUGUGGGAGGCCCUGCAGGACGUCACGCUCAUCAUCCUGGAGAUCGCAGCCAUCAUCUCCCUGGGGCUGUCCUUCUACCACCCGCCUGGCGAGAGCAACGAAGGAUGUGCCACGGCACAGGGAGGCGCGGAGGACGAAGGUGAGGCCGAGGCAGGCUGGAUCGAGGGGGCUGCCAUCCUCCUCUCCGUCAUCUGUGUGGUGCUGGUCACGGCCUUCAACGACUGGAGCAAGGAGAAGCAGUUCCGGGGCCUGCAGAGCCGCAUCGAGCAGGAGCAGAAGUUCACGGUGGUCCGGGGCGGCCAAGUGGUCCAGAUCCCCGUGGCCGAGAUCGUGGUUGGGGACAUCGCACAGAUCAAGUACGGCGACCUGCUCCCCGCUGACGGCCUCUUCAUCCAGGGCAAUGACCUCAAGAUCGACGAGAGCUCGCUGACCGGGGAGUCUGACCAGGUGCGCAAGUCCGUGGACAAGGACCCGAUGCUGCUGUCAGGGACCCACGUGAUGGAGGGCUCGGGACGGAUGGUGGUAACUGCUGUGGGCGUGAACUCUCAGACCGGCAUCAUCUUUACGCUGCUGGGGGCUGGUGGUGAGGAAGAAGAAAAGAAAGACAAAAAAGGUGUGAAGAAGGGGGAUGGCCUUCAGCUACCAGCGGCCGACGGGGCGGCAGCGGCCAAUGCUGCCGGUGGCGCAGACGCCGGCCUGGUCAAUGGUAAAAUGCAGGAUGGCAAUGUGGACACCAGCCAGAGCAAAGCCAAGCAGCAGGACGGCGCGGCCGCCAUGGAGAUGCAGCCCCUGAAGAGUGCGGAGGGCGGCGACGCCGACGACAAGAAGAAGGCCAACAUGCACAAGAAGGAGAAGUCCGUGCUGCAGGGCAAGCUCACCAAGCUGGCCGUGCAGAUCGGCAAGGCGGGCCUGGUGAUGUCGGCCAUCACGGUGAUCAUCCUGGUGCUGUAUUUCACCGUGGACACCUUUGUGGUCAACAAGAAGCCGUGGCUGCCCGAGUGCACGCCGGUCUACGUGCAGUACUUCGUCAAGUUCUUCAUCAUCGGCGUCACGGUGCUGGUGGUGGCCGUGCCCGAGGGGCUCCCCCUGGCGGUCACAAUCUCGCUGGCCUACUCGGUGAAGAAAAUGAUGAAGGACAAUAACCUGGUGCGCCACCUGGACGCCUGCGAGACCAUGGGCAACGCCACAGCCAUCUGCUCGGACAAGACGGGCACACUGACCACCAACCGCAUGACGGUGGUGCAGGCCUACGUCGGCGACGUCCACUACAAGGAGGUCCCUGACCCCAGCUCCAUCAACGCCAAGACCAUGGAGCUGCUGGUCAACGCCAUCGCCAUCAACAGCGCCUACACCACCAAGAUCCUGCCCCCGGAGAAGGAGGGCGCCCUGCCCAGGCAGGUGGGCAACAAGACGGAGUGCGGCCUGCUGGGCUUCGUGCUGGACCUGCGGCAGGACUACGAGCCCGUGCGCGGCCAGAUGCCCGAGGAGAAGCUCUACAAGGUGUACACCUUCAACUCAGUGCGCAAGUCCAUGAGCACGGUCAUCAAGCUGCCCGACGGCAGCUUCCGCAUGUACAGCAAGGGCGCCUCCGAGAUCGUGCUAAAGAAGUGCUGUAGAAUCCUGAACGGGGCGGGCGAGCCCCGGGUCUUCCGGCCCCGAGACCGGGACGAGAUGGUGAAGAAGGUGAUCGAGCCCAUGGCCUGCGACGGGCUGCGCACCAUCUGCGUGGCCUACAGGGACUUCCCCAGCAGCCCCGAGCCCGACUGGGACAACGAGAAUGACAUCCUCAGCGAGCUCACCUGUAUCUGCGUGGUGGGCAUCGAGGACCCCGUGCGGCCCGAGGUCCCAGAAGCCAUCCGCAAGUGCCAGCGAGCGGGCAUCACGGUGCGCAUGGUCACUGGCGACAACAUCAACACGGCCCGGGCCAUCGCCAUCAAGUGCGGCAUCAUCCACCCCGGGGAGGACUUCCUGUGCCUGGAGGGCAAGGAGUUCAACCGGAGGAUCCGGAACGAGAAGGGGGAGAUCGAGCAGGAGAGGAUUGACAAGAUCUGGCCGAAGUUGCGGGUGCUGGCUCGCUCCUCGCCCACGGACAAACACACCCUGGUGAAAGGCAUCAUCGACAGCACGCACACGGAGCAGCGGCAGGUGGUGGCCGUGACAGGUGACGGGACCAACGACGGGCCGGCGCUCAAGAAGGCUGACGUGGGCUUCGCCAUGGGCAUCGCAGGCACAGACGUGGCCAAGGAGGCCUCGGACAUCAUCCUGACGGACGACAACUUCAGCAGCAUCGUCAAGGCCGUGAUGUGGGGGCGGAAUGUCUACGACAGCAUCUCUAAGUUCCUGCAGUUCCAGCUCACGGUCAACGUGGUGGCUGUGAUCGUGGCCUUCACGGGCGCCUGCAUCACCCAGGACUCGCCCCUGAAGGCAGUGCAGAUGCUGUGGGUGAACCUCAUCAUGGACACGUUCGCCUCCCUGGCGCUGGCCACAGAGCCGCCCACCGAGACCCUGCUGCUGCGGAAGCCGUACGGCCGCAACAAGCCCCUCAUCUCGCGCACCAUGAUGAAGAACAUCCUGGGCCACGCCGCCUACCAGCUCACCCUCAUCUUCACCCUGCUCUUCGUGGGCGAGAAGCUGUUCCAGAUCGACAGCGGGAGGAACGCGCCGCUGCACUCGCCGCCCUCGGAGCACUACACCAUCAUCUUCAACACCUUCGUCAUGAUGCAGCUCUUCAACGAGAUCAACGCGCGCAAGAUCCACGGCGAGCGCAACGUCUUCGACGGCAUCUUCCGGAACCCCAUCUUCUGCACCAUCGUGCUGGGCACCUUCGCCAUCCAGAUCGUGAUCGUGCAGUUCGGCGGGAAACCCUUCAGCUGCUCCCCGCUGCAGCUGGACCAGUGGAUGUGGUGCGUCUUCAUCGGGUUGGGGGAGCUCGUCUGGGGCCAGGUCAUCGCCACCAUCCCGACCAGCAGGCUCAAGUUCCUGAAAGAGGCGGGCCGGCUCACGCAGAAGGAGGAGAUCGCCGAGGAGGAGCUCAACGAGGACGUGGAGAUCGACCACGCGGAGCGCGAGCUGCGGCGCGGCCAGAUCCUCUGGUUCCGAGGCCUCAACCGGAUCCAGACUCAGAUCCGCGUCGUGAAGGCGUUCCGUAGCUCUCUCUAUGAAGGUUUGGAAAAGCCUGAGUCUCGGACCUCCAUCCAUAACUUCAUGGCUCAUCCCGAGUUCCGGAUCGAAGACGCCCAGCCCCACAUCCCCCUCAUCGACGACACCGACCUGGAAGAAGACGCCGCGCCCAAGCAGAACUCCAGCCCGCCGUGCUCGCUCAACAAGAACAACAGCGCCAUCGACAGCGGGAUCAACCUGACGACCGACACGAGCAAAUCAGCUACCUCUUCAAGUCCAGGGAGCCCCAUCCACAGCCUGGAGACGUCGCUUUAGCUGAGGCCCCCUCCCGCGCGAGCAGGAAACCAAACCUGGGAGAGAAGACUCGCGUUCCCGCCACAGCCCUCCCCCGGCCAUUGCGAUGCUGUCCGAACUCGGUUCCACUCUGAGGGUCUGCACGGGGGCCUCGCAUGAAUGUACCAGACACUCGGGAUCCUCCCCUGGCUUGGUGGGGGUGGGGGGCCGGGGCCAGGGGUUCUUUUCCGUUUGUUUUCUUAGGUGGGAACUGCGAACAGACGUUUUGGUUUUUUGUUUUUUGUUGUUUUUUUUUUUUUCCUUCUGAGACUCUUGACCCAGCCCGCCGGCCUGUGAGAUUUUUGAAAUGCUUGCGCCGCAUGGUCUCAGUUGUAGAGAUUAAUUUAAUAACUUUUUCAGAUCACAGAGCUUAGCUCGCCUGGUAGAUUCUGCACCAAUGGAACCGAAGAACUUCAUAGACACUCACGGGAUCGUAUCCAUUCCUUUGUAUCUAUAUCAACGUAUACACUGCCCAGAGACCGUAUACGUCCAUAUAGAUGGGUAGAUAUAUAUAUAUAUAUAUGAUAUAUAUACAUGGAUAUAUAAAGUUUUUUUUGCCGGCAUGUUGCCUUGUUUCAGCUUAAAUUGCUCUAUAUUUUAACUUAUUUAUGUCCUAAAAGGAGAAUGUAAUUUGUUUACAAGCCUGUAGAUCGCGUCUCUGGCUGUUUGUACAGUUUGAGAACGCCGGGGGCGCAGAGCCUGUCGGAGCGGCCCGGCCCCGAAGACACUUGCCCCGGCUUGCAUCCUUCGUGUGCGAACGAAAGCCAUGCUCUGGGUUUUUUUGGUUUUUUGAUUUUUUUUUUUUUUUUUUUGUGCCUGCCAUUUCCGUUCAAUGAUGUCACGACUGCGGGAGGUGCAGGCAGAAGCCACGUGCUGCCGCCGAGAGGCCGCCCUGGAGAGGAGGAGAGAAGCCGGCCUUGAGUUUGCAUAGCUGGCUGUCCGGUUCGUCCCGGCGCCCGGUACCGGCAGAGAUGUUUCUCUCGGUUCACGGGGUGAAGGCGCCCUCGGGCGCCGUCCGCGCAGAGACCCAGGGAGCGCAGAGCCAGCGAGCAGUCGGGGUGGCUUCCUUUGGUCACGUGGAGGUCGCGUUCCUGACACGGCAGCGUGUGAGCCGUGGGCACAGCGGCCGAGGACGGGGAUGGCUCGUGGCUUUUUUUCCUCUGCACUGUUUAGAUCCGAAUGAACCUGCUGACAUGUGCACCGAGAUGCAUUCAGUGUGAUUUCUAAACCGAACUGUCUUCCUGUAGUCCACGAUACAUCCUGUCGCCUUGCAGCGGCCGGCCUCGCUUUCCCAGAAAGCCUUGGCGCAGCCCUGCCGGCCCGCAGGUGGGGGAGUGGCUCCCUCCCCGCAGACCACGCGCUCGCCGCCCCGCGUGUCCGCCUCUUACCUGCUCCGCACUUUGUGGGUCUCAGCUUUUUUCAUAAGAGAACUUUUGUAAGGAAUACAAAGUUUGCUUCGGGACUUUUCGGCAUUUACGGUCUUUUUUCCAUAAACUUGUACAGUGCAAAAAGACAUUUUGAAUACCGCCAUGCUUCCAGGGCAACUGGCCCCUUGCCCACCGCCGCCCCGCGCCCGCCCGGACCCGCCCCCUCUGCAGGCCCAGAGAACUCUUCCACCCACAAGCUGAGAGCCACUCGGGAACAGAGCCAUAGUCCGCUGAGGGCCUGCGUGUGGACGGCCGCGGGAAGCCGAGGGUUCGGGUCCCGAGCCCGGUGCGGCACGAGGCCCUCCUGGGCAUGGGGCGCGGUGUCCGGAUGUCCGUGGGGCUCCCUGGAUCCCGGCACCAACACCACCAAAGCCAGCCCGCCGUGCCCCUCGGAGGCCAGCGAGACCCCCGCGCGCCUGCGACCCGAGGUAGCCUCGGAACCGCUCUGAUUUCUUCGGCGUUUCCUUCUUCACGGCGGCGCAUCUCCCCCUUCCUGGUCUGCUCACGUGUCCGUGACAGCAGGACAUCGUGCGCGCCCCACGCUCCCUGCUCACCGGAGCCAGGGCGCAAGGCAAGCAGGAGAGGUCCGAGCUCUGAGGAUGGGGGCGGCCGAAGCCACCGAGGGUGCCAGCAUGCGUGUUGGUCUCUCCCCACACACACCCCUGCACACACAGACACACACUCCCCUCACGCUCACCCCUGCACACACAUGUACACACACGUACCAUUCAUGCUCACCCUGCACACACACUCCCCUCACGCUCACCCCUGCACACACACGCACCCCUCACGCUCACACAUGCACACACUCCCCUCACACCCCUGCACAUGCUCACACACGCACACACACACUCCCCACGGUCACCCCUGCACACACAUACACACACUCCCCUCAUGCUCAAACCUGCACACACACGCACCCUUCACACUCACCCCUGCACACACAUACACACUCCCCUCAUGCACACCUGCACACACAUGCACCCCUCACACUCACCCCUGCACACACAUACACACACUCCCCUCAUGCACACACCUGCACACACGCACCCCUCACACCCCUACACACACUCCCUGCACACUCACCCCUGCGCACACACGCGCACACACACACUCCCCUCACGCUCACCCCUGCGCACACACACGCACACAUUGGAAACGGUUGGUGUGUCCUAACUCACCGUAGUCCAUACAGCUUGCACUCGGCACCCUUAUAUCUAGCAGCAUGGGGUACGUCUGGCAGUUUGCCCCAUUAGGGGGUAGAUAAUUUAUGACAUUCAUCUGUUUUUAUGAAUUUUUUUAUCUAGACAAUAAUUGUAAAUAAAGAA